AAAAGGUGAAAUGAAUUUAUUUGAGAUUGAAAGCAAUAAGAUUCUGUCAAGGAAAUCCUCUGUGGGAUGUUCCUCUCGUAUAUCAUAUUAUAGAAGUGGAGAAGGUGUUCCUUUCAAAUGGGAAAUGCAACCAGGGAUAGCAAAGGAAUCAUCACCGGCAAAAGAGCUUCCACCACUCACUCCACCACCAAAAUUUCUUAGUUUGGGGCUAACAAAACCGUGCAUUUUGGACACCAAAAUACCAGUUACAGCUAUGUCAAAGCUACGGUUUUGGAAGAAAAGGGUUAUCAAAAUCAAAAGCAAUAAGCCACAAGAAGAUUGUUUUCAUGAAGAUUUUGAUGUACUAUCAUGGUUGGAUUGUAGCUCUGAUUCUGAAUUUAUGGCAUCACCUCGUGGUUCAAGCUUUUCUUCUUCCUCUUCGUCAAUGUCAAUGAUUAAGAGUACUCGUUCUUCAUUGAACUCAGUGUGCUCGUGCUCGGAGCGUACUGUCAAGCGAGUGUAUGGAGGUUGCUUCCCAAUGAACAUGAGAAGAGUUCUUGUUUCAAUUACAAGGCGUGAUUGAAAAUAAUAACAGUAUUAUUUAUGUUUUUCCCUUUACAUUAGAAAAAUAAA
Messenger RNA from Lathyrus oleraceus (garden pea), 612 nucleotides. RefSeq lists its product as uncharacterized. The record is from RefSeq and is a predicted model, not a curated record. NCBI's taxonomy places the organism in Eukaryota, Viridiplantae, Streptophyta, Magnoliopsida, Fabales, Fabaceae. Bases 11 to 562 code for a protein of 183 amino acids. The transcript has a single exon.